Messenger RNA from Linum tenue, 1982 nucleotides. The record is from the annotation of a GenBank genome assembly. Lineage: Eukaryota; Viridiplantae; Streptophyta; Magnoliopsida; Malpighiales; Linaceae.
GUAGAAGAACAAAUUGUGUCCCCUUUACGAUGGACCGUAAUCCCGGUUUGUAAUUAUAGCCAGCAACGGCCCACGGGCCCUUUGCCAGCGAAAGCCCACAGCGCGAGAAGUGACUGAAAUGAUUUCCCGUUUUAAUUAAUUAAAUAAAUUUUCACCUUUUAUUAUAUUUCCACUCUAUGAACAUUCGCCAAUCGUCGCCAGUCAGUCGUCCCUGUCGCCGUCGCUCCUCGGUCGGAUAUCUCAUAGCGCGCGCCCCCCUUUUAUUUGUUUUCGUCUCUUCUGUUUCAAUCCUUUUCCAGUCUCCCUCUUCUUCUUCAAUUCUCCCUUUCGCCAAAAACCCAACUCGCAGACCAGAUGGCGAGUUAACGAAUCGUCCCCGCCACAACAACACUGAUCGCCGGUUCUCUCAGGAGGAGACUCGAGUAGCUGCUUUCUUCUUCAGAAUCAAGUCCCAAGAUGUGGUUACUGAGCAGCCGUAGCUCAACGAAGAAUGGUAUCUAAAGGGGACUUGAUUGCUAUUGGAGUGUCUGUAGGUUUGGGGCUUGGUGUAGUUAUAGCAGUGCUUCUGUUCGUCCUCGUGAGGUGGCAGAAGAAGCGGGCUGACGUUCGUGGCCGAAGUUUAGCCAACGAGCAGCGGAGUCCGACCUCGUCUGCGCCCAUACGAGUCAAUGGUGUGGACGCGUCGACUGAUUUCAGCGCCUCGAUAACGAUACGCGAGCCCCAGCUCGCUCACAAGGUUCCUAGCCCUCAUUCGUCUUGGUGGGGUCGGCCCAGCAAAGACCAUUUCGUAUCGGCUUCUGGGGUGCUUCGAUACUCUUACAAGGAUAUCCAGAAAGCGACGCAGAAUUUCACGACGACAGUGGGGCAGGGUUCGUUUGGAGUGGUGUAUAAGGCGGUCCUGAAUUCUGGAGACACUUAUGCUGUGAAAGUGCUUGCCUCGGAUUCCAGGCAGGGGGAGAAGGAGUUCCAGACAGAGGUUUGUCUUCUUGGGAGGCUGCAUCACCGAAAUCUAGUGAAUCUGAUUGGAUACUGUGUAGAUAAGGGGCAACGAAUGCUGAUCUAUGAGUUCAUGAGUAAUGGCAGCCUGGCAAACCUUCUAUACAAUAAUGAUGCAAUCAUUCUGAGCUGGGAAGACAGGGUCCAAAUCGCUCUGGAUAUUUCACAUGGCAUUGAGUAUCUUCAUGAAGGGGCGGUCCCAGCUGUCAUACAUCGCGAUUUGAAGUCUGCUAACAUAUUGUUGGACCUAUCAAUGAGAGCUAAGGUGGCUGAUUUCGGUCUGUCCAAGGAAGAUGCAUUUGACGAACGUAACUCCGGUCUCAAGGGAACUUAUGGCUACAUAGACCCGGUGUACAUAGCAACAAACCGGUUCACUACGAAGAGCGACAUCUACAGUUUUGGCGUUAUCAUCUUUGAACUUAUUACCGGCAUCCAUCCCCAUCAGAACCUUAUGGAAUACAUCAAUCUUGCUGGAAUGAGUUCAGAUGGGGUCGAUGAAAUAAUCGACGGGAAACUGGUGGGUAAAUGCGAGAUUCAAGAAGCGAGGGAGCUAGCAAAAAUUGGUCACAGAUGCUUGCAUAAAUUCCAAAGAAAGCGGCCAACAAUAGGUGAAGUUUCACAGGGUAUAUUGAAGAUAAGACAACGUCGCCAUGUCAGGCAAGAUACCAUGUCCACACAAGCAAGUUUCUCCAGAGUUCUAAGCAGGAUACAGAGUCAACAUAUAGAAUUGAGUAGAAUAGCCAGCAUGAAAGAGGAUGCUCCAUAAUCUUACUUUUUUUUUUUUUUUUGUGUGGCUCUCUCCUUUUCUUCUUCCACUUCUUUACUGGCUUGCCCAAUUUUUUGUGCUAUUUCAAGGUCUCACUUAUUUAGUUCCUAACUGAGACCAGAUAAUAGAGUAUAUACUAUAUCCUCAACUCCAUUUUUGCUAACUCGUUGAUAGUUUCAUCGUGUUCAAAUUUAAGAAUACAAAAUCUUUAGAUCAUUAC